AAUAGAGCCAAUAUAAAAAAUACUAUCAAAAAGGAAGAGGUUCCACCAAAACUAUCACCAAUUUUAGCAGAGUCAAUGCGAUUUGGUUUAAUUAUCGAGUUUUUAUUAAUUGCUAUACCAUUAUUACAAUAUAUUUUCAAUUUUGAUUGGCACAACGACUGUGUAUUUAAUUAUUAUCCGCUAAAUCAAUACUACCCAUUAUUUUUAUUUACAAUUAUACUCAAUGGUCUUAUCUCAACAUGGAAGGGUUAUAAAGUAGAUGGUAAAUUAUUCUUUGCAGGACAUCAUUUCUUUACAAUGAUAGUUAUAUUCUGGUCAAUGUAUCCAAUGGGACCAACUCCAACUAGAUUCUUUAUUUAUAUUAUCAAUUAUUUAAUUAUGCGUUUAGUCAAGAGAAUUAAAGACGAUGGUUAUUUAACCAAGGAUCAAUGGGUUACAUUCUAUGUGUCUUAUGCCUAUUUUCAAACUGCAAUGGGAAUUAUUAUUAUGUGCCUUUAUCCAAAGUCUCCAAGUGGUGUCGAUAUGAUUGGGUCAUUAGCUCACUUAGACUCUUUAAUCACCUGCAGAAAAGAAAAUUUUGGAGGCAAACUUUUAAAAGACUCAUCCUUUUUAAUCCCAAUCAACUGGUUAGUUGAUCAAAAGUAUAAAAUUAUUCAAAAUGUACUAUCUGUCUUAGAUGUCGCUUCAUUAUGGUCUCUUAUCAUUCUAUCAUCUAAGCUCGAACUCAGUUUCAAUUUAUUUAAGUAUUUAAUACCAUUUAUUUUAUUAGAAUUUGCAAUCAAACCAUUGUUUAAGAAUUUCAAAAGACCAUACACCUACAAAUUUUCAAAUCACAGUUCAUUCCCAUCAACUCAUGCUUGCAUUUGUGGAAUAAUAGUUAGUUGUAUUGCUUCACUUACUCCAACACAAAGAUUAAUAUCCAUUCUUUCAAUGGGAUUUUAUAGAAUUUAUAGUCGUGCCCAUACAAUUGAGGAUGUUUGUGCUGGUAUUGCAAUG
Dictyostelium purpureum is the source of this 996-nucleotide messenger RNA. RefSeq lists its product as uncharacterized. The transcript has a single exon. The record is from RefSeq and is a predicted model, not a curated record. The annotation marks the transcript as partial. Lineage: Eukaryota; Evosea; Eumycetozoa; Dictyosteliales; Dictyosteliaceae.